UGCCAAAACACCCUCGCUAGAGAAAUAAACAGUGCAUUGUUAUGUACUCGUUAUUAGGUUUAAUUUUAAUUAAAACAUAACAGUUAUAACUAUAUACUUCUGGAACAAAUUACAAAAAAUACACUCAAUCAUGGAUGACCAAGCUUGUCCUCGUUGUAAAACAACAAAAUACAGAAAUCCGUCGCUAAAGUUAAUGGUAAAUGUUUGCGGCCACGUUUUGUGUGAAAACUGUGUUGAUUUACUGUUUUUAAAAGGUUCAGGUUCUUGUCCGGAUUGCAACAUAGUAUUACGCAGAGGAAAUUUUAGGGUUCAGUUAUUCGAAGAUCCGAUGGUGGAAAAGGAAGUAGACAUAAGGAAACGCGUGUUACGAGAUUACAACAAAAAAGAGGAAGAUUUUAAUUCGUUAAGAGAAUAUAAUGAUUAUUUAGAAGAAAUUGAAAUCAUCGUAUACAAUUUAACAAAUAAUAUAGACAUAGUAGAAACUAAUAAAAGGAUAGAACAGUACAAAAAAGAAAACAAGGAAUUGAUAAUGAAAAAUAAAGCCAAACUUGGAAGAAAAGCAAUUGAAUUAGAAGAAUUAUUAGAGAAAGAGAAAGAAUAUGAAGAGCUCAGGAGACAAGAGCUGUCUCGACUAGAACAAGAAGCGAAAAGAAAGAAAAUUCGCGAGAAGGAAGCUCUUAUUGAUGAAUUAAUGUUUGCAGAGGGCAACGCUAAAGAUAUUCUGAAUACUUUUGCUCAGACUGUAGCAAAUAAAAAAGAGGAGGAAGAGGUUGUCCCUAUGGUAACUCAAUUCUCCACUGGAGUGCAAUUCACUAGAGGGUCGACAAAUCAACCUAUUCCAAUAAUAGAAGAAGGACCAAUGUAUAAAUAUGAACCAUUAGCCAUCCCGGAUAGAUGUGGACCGGAUCCGCCAAUGAUCAAAGAAAUAAUUCAAAAUGGUUUUCUGAAGCAUGUGAGGGCUGAAAACGAGACUGAGAAGGCUGGGGGUUACACGUCAACAUUACCAUGUUUGAGGGCAUUACAGGAUGCACUCUCGGGAUUGUAUCACGCCAGCUGACACCCGUCACAGAUCAUGGAAACGGUCAUUGAAGUCGAUUGAAGUGUUCUUUUUUUUGUUUGUCGAAUAAACAUUUCGUUGUU
Messenger RNA from Bombyx mandarina (wild silkworm), 1140 nucleotides. It is a transcript of the gene Mat1, whose product is annotated as CDK-activating kinase assembly factor. Gene Ontology annotation, molecular function: cyclin-dependent protein serine/threonine kinase activator activity. Lineage: Eukaryota; Metazoa; Arthropoda; Insecta; Lepidoptera; Bombycidae. Gene Ontology annotation, biological process: nucleotide-excision repair; regulation of transcription by RNA polymerase II; positive regulation of cyclin-dependent protein serine/threonine kinase activity. The record is from RefSeq and is a predicted model, not a curated record. Gene Ontology annotation, cellular component: transcription factor TFIIH holo complex.